AAUACUCUACUAUAUAUUCUCCCUUGUAUCUACACAUUAUUAUUAUUGGAAUAUAUAAAUUCUUCAUCGUAUCAGAGCCUUAAUCUUCUCACGGCUCUCUCUCCUGUUCUUCGGCUCUCUCUCUCUUCUCGGCGAUCUCUUACUGCCGAUCAUCGCCUCUCUCUCUCGGCCUUCUCCUUUUCUCUCCAAAAUUCACCAUGGCCGAAGUCUCCUCUGUCUCCUCCGACAACACCAACACCCUCAAAUCUCCCCACCUUGCCUUUAGGACAAUCUCCAACAUUAAACUCCAUAUUCCUGUUCAACUUAGCAUCUCGGAGCCAAACUACAAAAAGUGGAGUCGUCUCUUUCGCCUCCUCGUGCUCCGUUUCAAUCUCCUGGGAUAUCUCGAAGGCACUCUCGUCGCCAAAUCGGCCGACGAUGCCGAGUGGUACCAGUUCGAUGCUCUUCUUCAAGGAUGGAUCUUAUCCACCAUCUCCGAUGAGGUCUCUGAUCUCGUCCUUGCCAACAGCCCCACCGCCUCCGCUCUUUGGAAGGCAAUCUACAAAUUAUUCCAUGAUAACAAGCAUGCUCGAGCGAUGCAAUUGGAGCAUCGCUUCCGCACCACCGUCAAAGGCACAAAGACAAUAAAUGAAUAUUGUCAUACUCUCAAGAAUCUCGCCGACUACCUUGACGACGUGGAUGCUCCGGUGACGGAACAUGCUCUUGUUCUCCAAGUUCUUCAAGGCUUGCCGCAUGAUCUCCGAGGCCAGGUUCACUUUUUGCAGUAUCAAAACCCGUUGCCGUCAUUCCUGGAGGUCCGAUCUGCCCUUCUCUUGGUCGAACAACAGCAGGCCGACGCCCUCUCCAACGCCGGCCCGUCCACCGCCCUCCUCAGCUUCAGCGGCGGCGGCGGCAGUCCCUCGGCGGGCGGGGGUCCGUCACGGCAGGGCAGUAGCGGACAAUCCUCAGGGCGGGGCAGUUUCGGUAGUUCCAAUCGGGGCAACUCUAGUGGCUAUCGAGGGCGUGGACGUGGACGUGGACGUAGCGGCCCGAAUCAACGACAACCCGGAAGCCCAAAUCCCUGGCAGUCAGUUCCCCCUUUUACCAUCAUGAUUGUCUCUGAUUCCGACUCGGCUUCUCCGUCGUCCAAUUCUCGUCAAGCCAAUCACUCGGCCUCUGGCCAUGACCAACGUCAGGCCAAUUCUCCUCAGCCAUCACCGGCGGCCGCGCCCGGCCAAAAGCUGCGCCAGCUGAGGAAGCAAUUCCCCUCCUCGACCCCGGCACUGAACGGCAAUAGGGUUAGACUGGAUGAGAACAUCAUGGCGUUGUGCCAUUGUCAAAUUACUGACCGUGGGUUCGCCGACGCCACUGACAAUGUCGGGCCCUCUAUUGAAGUCCUACGGCCCACUAGAACCCAAACCGCCCUGGACGCUCCGUCGGGGUUCUUUACCGUUCAUCUGGCCUCUUUGAAGAAGGGGCUGCGAUUUCCUCUUCACUCAUUGUUGAUCGAGUUCCUCAACGAGGUGGACCUCCUUCCUUGCCAACUGGUCUCCAAUUCUCACCGGUAUAUCGCCGGUUAUUUGAUCAAAUGCAAGGAAGUAGGGGUGAAGCCCACCCUUGACCAUUUCCUUUUUACCUUCAAAAUGGCCGAAGGUCAUGGGGAUUUAGCGUCCUAUGCCAACCUUUCCGAGCGAUCCAGAAAACUCUUCACUAGCGAUAAGAAAGGGUCGACCAAGGACUGGAAGCCCUUUUUUGGCUUUGUCUUGAUGGGGCCCGAAUCUCCUUUCACGGGUUCAGGGCUCCCAUCCUUCCGUCGCAUUCCGUGUCCCCAAUCCAACACCACUCUCCUAUCCAUUACCAGGAAACUCUGCGGCCCAAGGGCCGUCGAGAUAAAGAAGGUGGUGACCGAGGAAUCUCUAGCAGCGCUGGGGUUUGAGUUUGUCCAAGACGAGCAUCGCCAUCAGCCUGACCUGCUAAGGGACUUUCCUGGGGGGAAUGCUGACUGUGGCCCCUUUGUCGAGCAAGAGGGGUUAGAAGAAGAGAUGGAGGGUGAUCUCUUGAUCGGCCACUUCAUUGCAGGGAGAAAGAGGAAGAGGGAUGCAGCUCGCGGGAGACCUUGGUCACCCGCUCAGGACCGAGCCCGCAUCUCAGCCGGUUCCGAUGAUGACCUCAAUAACAUGGUUCUCCUAAAGCUUAUUCAGGCCACACUAGGGAUGAUCGAGCUUGUUGGCCAGAGGCAAGAUCGCCAAGCGGCUAUGGAUGAGGCGAAGAGGGCUGUAGAAGAUAAGCAGAGGGAGCUGCAGGAUGAGGUCGCUCGCUUGGUGAGAGAGUUAGAGGAGGAGAAGGGUCGCUUCGCCCAACUGGAGGUGGAGAAUGCUUCACUGUCUUUUCAGGUGGGGUCUAUUUCUGCCCGAGUAGCCGAGCUAGAAGGAGAGAAGGUCGAUCUGAUCCAGCAGUUGGAGGCCGAGAGGAGUGACCAGGCCCGUCGCCUGGAGGAGGCGGUUGAGUCCUUCAAAUCUUCCCCCGAGUUUACCAUAGUCGCUAAGGAGCGGAUGGGCAAGCUGGUAGUCGAGUGGGUCAAGACUGGACCCGGAGCUGAAUGGAUGGUCGGGGAAUCAGACAAGACCUUCAACUGUGGACUCUUCCGAGCCCAACUGGUUUUUUGCGACAAGCUAGCUCGGCUUGCCAAGGGAAUCUCCCUUUCUGAUCUUGGCCUUCCCCCUCCCUGCUGCGCCUUCACCGACUUCGACCCCAGUGCUUACUUGGACGAGGAGAGUUCGAGUGCUUCCGACGAGGAAGAAGAAUCAACUGCACAGGGCGACUAGGAUGGGCAAGGCAACUGGGGGCCUAGAGCGAGUCUGGCGGCGUCCAAGGCGGGCGAGGGCACCAGCUCGGGCGUGUGAUCUACCUCACCU
Molecule: messenger RNA, 2894 nt
Organism: Cuscuta campestris
Lineage: Eukaryota; Viridiplantae; Streptophyta; Magnoliopsida; Solanales; Convolvulaceae
Source: the annotation of a GenBank genome assembly